Molecule: messenger RNA, 3229 nt
Organism: Aquila chrysaetos chrysaetos
Lineage: Eukaryota; Metazoa; Chordata; Aves; Accipitriformes; Accipitridae
Gene: TWSG1
Product: twisted gastrulation BMP signaling modulator 1
Exons: 5
Coding region: 257-925 (222 amino acids)
Biological process (GO): regulation of BMP signaling pathway
Source: RefSeq, a predicted model, not a curated record
CGCCGGGGCGGAGGGUCCCGGGGCGCGCUGCCGGCGGCGAGGGGAGGGUCCUGGUGCCUGACGGUGCCCCGAGGCGGGGCGAUGCGAGGCCGCGCCGCCGCCUCCGCGCUGCCUGCGGCCGAGGGGGGAGCAGCGGGCCGAGGCGCGCGGUUGCUGCUGCUGCUGCCGCCUCCUCCUCCUCCUCCGCCGCCGCCUCCGGAGCACCGAGAGCCGCCGGCGGAGCGGGGGGUGCCCGGCCGCGGCGCCGUCCGGAAACAUGAGGCAGUACAUCACAGCGCCCACAGUCACUGUCCUUCUGUUCCUGCUGUGGAUCCAGUCGUCAACAGGCUGCAAUAAGGCUCUCUGUGCUAGCGAUGUCAGUAAAUGCCUCAUACAGGAGCUGUGUCAGUGCCGCCCUGGGGAAGGGAACUGUUCCUGCUGUAAGGAGUGCAUGCUCUGCCUGGGCACACUUUGGGAUGAGUGCUGUGACUGUGUUGGUAUGUGCAAUCCUCGCAAUUACAGUGACACACCUCCAACAUCCAAGAGUACUGUCGAGGAGUUGCAUGAACCAAUUCCUUCCCUUUUCCGGGCACUGACAGAAGGGGAUACUCAGCUGAACUGGAAUAUCGUUUCUUUCCCUGUGGCAGAAGAACUGUCGCACCAUGAGAACCUCGUUUCCUUUUUAGAAACCGUGAACCAGCCACAGCAUCAGAACGUCUCUGUUCCAAGCAACAAUGUCCACGCACCUUACUCUAGUGACAAAGAACACAUGUGUACUGUGGUGUAUUUUGAUGACUGCAUGUCAAUACAUCAGUGCAAGAUCUCUUGCGAGUCCAUGGGAGCUUCCAAAUACCGAUGGUUUCACAACGCCUGCUGUGAGUGUAUUGGGCCAGAAUGCAUCGACUAUGGCAGUAAAACUGUAAAAUGUAUGAACUGCAUGUUUUGAAGCAGGAAAAUUGUAAUAUAGCAAUACUGAGGCCAAAGUAAUCUCUCUCAGUUAAAGAGAUGGGGAUUGCAAAUACUGCGUUUUGGUGGAGUGCCUACUGGUUGCAAUUAAAUGUACCUGGCUGAAAAAAGAUGUAUAAAAUCUGAAACCUUUUCUUUUUUUUUAAUUCAUGUAAGCAAGGCUAACUAGUAGAUGUUUCAACACUAUGUUUUAAGUUUAUUUUUCUUUAUUUCUGCUUGAAUGGUACAGCCAUGCUCAUCGUUGCUGUUCUGACUGUUUUUCUUUGAUUUGAAAGUAUUGACUAUACUGGUUUUCAGAAUGUAGUACUGUAUCUUGUAGUUUAGACUAGGGAAACCUUAAGGAUAUGGUAAUGAGAUUUCCAUCAUCUAAGUUCAACAAAUAAUUAAAUGGCUGCUAGGUUGCAGGGGCAUAGUUGUUCUUUAGGUGCUGGGUUGUUUGUUUCAGUUUCUGGUUUUGUUUUUUAACUUUAUUACCGUCUAGUUUUUGAGCUUAGCCUUCUAUUGUAAAAAUGGUAUUUGGGGAAAAAAAACCCCUCAUGCUCUCUCUUCAGUGCAUGGGCUGCCAUGGAUGAAAUCCUAACUUCUUAGAAGGGCUGCCCAACAAAACAGUAUGUAUGGGACACUUCUCUUCCAAGUUUCAUUGCCCUGCUCUUGUAAAUAUAUUGGGGCCUAUGUUGCAUAAUUUAUAUAUAAAAAAAAAAGUAAUCUUUUCAGUCUUCUCUUAGAUACCAAAAUAAAGCUGUUAAAUGCAGUUGUAUGUCCCUCCUUUUGCACUGUUCUAGGGUUACUUACUUCCUGAAUGUUCAGUCCAGUAAAGGAAACAUGAAAGGUUAUUAUGGAUUUAAUGAUUAAAUGAAUAAAGAAGAAUGAAAUUACAUGAACUAGCAAGUGGUACAGGGCUACUAGUUGAGCAGUUGGCAGCAGCCAUGUUCCCAUUUAGCAGUUUGCUGUGAAUAUUUAUUCCAAAACAUAAUUCUUAGAACUUCUAUUUCCUGCCCCCCCCCCCGAAAUGUCACUGAAGAAGGGAAGAUGUGUCCCCAAAGGCAAAACUAGGAUGUUCUGAGUUCAGAACAUGGUCCAUUUUUCUAAGUAAGAGUUCUAAUAUGUUGACAGUUACGUAGCAGUUACUAUGACCCAGUUAGGGCUCCAUUGGUAAUGGUACUAAGUACAAGAAUAAAGUGUAUGAGUAUGAGUAGUUAAUGAUCAGCUUUUGGUAUUUAUAAUGAUGUGGGUUUUAACUCCUUGAAUAUUUUUUUUAAUGCGUAUAUGCAUAUGCACACACAAAAAAGAAUUUGACUAUUCAUAUUUCUCUCACUAACCUCAGUCUAGAGGGAUUAAACUAUUUUGUAGUCACACCUGUCUAUCUGUACCAUGUACAAAUGGAAGCAGUCAUUUUAAAUCUAUUUUGCUGAAAAGUUUGCCUGAAUGUUUUUUCAUUUUUUUCUCAUGAUACAGUUCUUUCAGUAAGAUGAAAUAAUAAUAAUAAUAAAAAAUCUGCUUUUGUGAAAUAACAUUGCUUUCUUCAGUCUCUUUUUCAGCUAUAAAGAAGUACUUGAAAGAUGAAGGUUUAUUGUUUUGAACUAGUGAAUGAUGGAAUACCUUCAUACUUUAAACUUGCAAUUAAGUGAUAAAAAGAAUCAUAGACAUGAAUAGAAAAACUUAGCUUAUCAUGAAGGAGUUGUUCUUCCUGUAUUUGACAAUUCAUGUUAUCUUUUCUUCUGCCUGAGUUUCUUAAAAUGAAUGGAGAGAAAGAAUAUGUUACAGUAGCUGUGACUUUUUAGCUGGAGGGUGAUGCGUCAUCGUUCUUGACCAAGAUAGAAGACAUAUGGUAAGCAUUGCUACAGGUCAUUAGCAUGCUUUGGAUUCUUGCAACGUUAAAUUACUGGAAACAUUAUGGUAGUUCAGAAUCUUCUUGGGGGGAAAACUGCUGCCCCAUGGAUCUGUGAUACUGUCUCCAUUUACAUCAUCAGAAUUUCACUGUGAGGUCAAGUCAAGGGAACAGCAAGGGUGGGGAGUGGGAGAGAUGGGGGACUGGCCUAACAGGUGUCCAGGCAACACUGUGGGGAAUAGCCUAAAAAUGUGAACACAGUUGUCUCUGUAAUGGCCUGAGAGUAGGUAGUGAGGAUGCACACUUUCUGGGGCUUGCCUUAUUUUUUGUAAUUCCUGAUGCUGUCUAGAGUUCGCUGUAAGCAUUGUGUGUAUGCAAAUUUCAUACAGCAACAUCCAGUGUAUUUUAUUACGAUGAGUGUUUUAAGAGGUAUUUAAUAAAAAGAUAUUACUGGUU